CUACCUUCUAUAUACGACUGCUGCUGUACCUCCCCACCUUCCUUAUUCUUUUUUUUUCCCCUUAUAAUUUCCUCUCUCCCUCCCCUUUUCUCUCGUUCAGACAAGGAGGGAGUAAGUAAAGAGGGUGGAAGAAGCGCCGACGAUCGGUACCACAGUCUACACCGAGGGGAUCACCAGUCGCUCCGUGACUCCCGCGCGAGAAACAACUUCCGUCUUCUCUGCUCUCUCUCUCUCUGCUUUUCUCACUGCCGCAAAGUUCGUCGUUUUGGUUUUGUUUUUGGCGCAAAAGUUUCCAUUAAAAAAAACUAAAUAAGAACUCGGUGUGGUGAAUUUUGAUUCGCUUCGUUGUUAUACUUUUACAAAACUUCGUUUAUUUUUUAAAACUUUUGGGGGUGUGUGUGUUGAUCGACGGACUUGGUUUUAUUUUCGGAUGCGCGCCCAAAAGUGUGUUGGCCAUUGACAGCAACAAACACACCCCCUCGCUGACGGUUAUUUCCUUCCGGACAUCUCUAUGCUAUAACAGCUUUCCAUUAACAGAUUGAUAUUGUCUUGUUGCCUUUCGGAUUCAUUUGUGGCUGCUAGUCAUCCGGAAUCCAUCGGUUUGGCGGAUGCGUUCGUCGCUUUGUGCUGGUUGACUAUUUUGGAGACCAAAUGGUCUUGAAUGGGUUCUGACGCUGCCGCGACCCUCAACCACAAUGAACCAGCCUCUCCUGAUCAGACGGUUGUUUACGAUGUCUUGGCUCCUGGUAGCUUUCGGAUUUCUCCUAGCGGCUUCAUCGGCCUCGGCCUCCAAUCGCGAAAAGCUAGCCGGCUCACACCAGCAACUUGGACGGAUGACUCACCAGCACCACCGACGCAACGGCACUUUGCGAAAUGGCGGCGUGAAACGGGCGGCGGGGCCAGCAACGGGGACGACGACCGUCAAAUCGACGUCAUCCGACGCCCUGUCCAAUUCCCCUCCGUUCGUGGUGGCCGAAGCGGAGCCGUCGCCACACAAGACGAUGAUAGCCGUCCAGACGUCGCUCAACGGCAACAUCUUCAUGCACUGCCCAGUGGACAUGACGGAAGACUUUCAGGUCUCCUGGGUGCGGUUACCCGACUGGCGAAUCGUGGCUUCGGGGCGGAACAUUUAUAACAAGGAUGAACGAUUCCGGGUCCUGCACGUCGAAGGCACCGACGAGUGGACGCUGCAGAUCAAGUACGCUGCCCUGGUCGACCAAGGACUCUACGAAUGUCAGGUUUCCACCGAAACGGGGAUCAUGAUUUACUAUUACAACGUCAGUGUCAUCGUGCCGGACACGUCCAUCGUCGGAGGAAGCGAGUAUCACGUCGACAUGGGCAGCGCCAUCCAGCUGACUUGCAUCAUCAGAAAUAUUCCUCAGGAGCCGCAGUUUGUCUUCUGGUAUCACAACGACCGGAUGAUCAAUUAUGACUCAAUAGCUGACAGUGGCAGUAGCAGCAGUUCGGGGUCGAAGACUUCCAGCGAGGCCGGCAGCAGCUCGUCCAGCGACCGAAACGGGAGCCGGACGAGGGCAAAGACCCGCCCGCGCGUGGAAGUGAUCACCGAAAUUGAAAACAAUUCAAUGACGGACGAUCGCGAGCAGCAGCCAGCCGAAGGUGCAGCAGCUGCAGCGGCAGAUCGAAGUGUCACUAGUCAGUUGACGAUACGCCACGUCACCGAUCUGGACUCGGGCAACUACACUUGCGCCCCGUCCAACGCCGAGCCGGCCAGCACCAUGGUCUACGUCUCCGAAGGAGACGACGCCGCCGCCGCCAUUCAAGUCAGCGUCGGAGAGACGACAAAUGUCAGCGACGUCGUGCCAGCCAAUUCGGCCGUUUCGGCCGCUUCAUCGCCCAUUUCCACAGCAGCUGCGGCCGCCUGUACGACGAGUCGAACGUCGCCGUUUGCGCUCCUUUUCCUUUCAUCCUGCCUCCUGGCAUUGGCCAACCGUCAAGUCGACCCAAGGUGAUUUGUCUUUUCUCACGACCGUGGAGAACAGACAGCAAAAAAAAAAUAAUAAAAACACAAAAUGUUUUUCACUCGAAAAUGAAAGGGAAAAAACAAAACAAAAACAAACAAAAAUAACAGAUGGGCCUCGACUGAUUUGCUUAUCGUGUCAUCAUUUUUACUAAUACCUGAUUUCGGUGUGUUUCAUUUUUAACGAGAGGAGAGAGAGAAAACUACAUCCGUUGAAUGCCGAUGCUCCUCAUAAUUGAUUUCAAAGAUAUAUUUAUAAAGAAAAACAAACAAACAAACAGUAUACAUACUAACUACAUACAGUUUUACAAUGGCUGAAUAGUCACUUGAUUCCUCUGGUAUAUACGUGUAAAGUAUUAUUGCAAUGUCAAACAUUUAUUGAUAUUUAUUCGAUGUCAAUUUCAACCCUGAGCCCACAACAGUGAAAUUAUAAUCUCCGUGUUUUCAUAUUUGAGUUGGAUUCGAUUGAGACUCUCAGUCUGGCUGAUAUUAUAUUUACGGUUGUCAUCAUCCUCUUCGAUUCGUCUAUAGCUCCAUUUCCAAUCGAUAGGUUUUCCACGUGGAAAAAUUGUUGAUUCUAUUGAUUGGCUGAGAUUGAUUGACGUGUGUAAAACCCCCCUUUCAUUAAAAAAAAAAAGCUGGUGUUAUAUCACAUAAUUUUAAUUUGCUUAUUAUGUCAGCCGAUUGUUGUCAAUAAUCCAAUAUGCGAAUUGCAGCUACUGUAAUAGUGUGUGACAUUUGUUUACCCAUCCCUUGAUAAAAAUGACACGAGAUGGGUAGACGACAUUUCCUGCACUAUUUACAUCAGUACCUGUGGAAACUGCACGUAAAAUGAGACGGUCAGAGAUGAUAAAACUGAUAUUCAUAUGUGUGUAUUGUACAGAGUGAACGAAAUUUAGCUUUAUGAAUACAUAAGUGGUGAAGUGUGUGCUCGGCGUUCCCAGCAUCCCAGGUAUGACGACUUGUGUUCUCGAUUGAGUUUUUAUCACCCAUUUGUUAUUUUAUGAUGUGUUGAUUGCAGUAUUACUAAAUUAUGAACCACAUAUACAUAUUUUGCUUUGAUUACUAUUUGAUUUCAUUGUCGGUCAAUGAUUUAUACCAACUCACUAAAUAACAUUUAUUGCAAACCUAACUUUCUGAUCGUUUGUCAAACUUUGUAAUUUUGAUAUUUUGGUUUGAUUUUGUGUCCAUAAAUUCAAUUAACCAAUGUUUCGUUUCUUUCUUUCUUUUUUUUUAAGUUUGUCAUCUCAUUAAUUUUCCAAGUCCUGAUCAUACUCAAAAGCCCCAUCUCAUCAUCACAGCGCGUGUAUAUCUUCUCGAAACUGUGUAUAUAUGCCGCGUGGUGAUUGUGUCAAGAGAGAGGAGCAACAGCCAAUACAUUCUGACAUUUAAAAGGAAAAAAAAAAACCUGUUGACGACGACACAAAGAAAGCCAGCAAGCUUCUGAGAAAGACAACGGCUUGUCUGCAGUGACCCAGGCCGUCUCCAUUGUUAGAUCAAGACCCACCGAGAGCUCUGCAAGGGAGAUCCGACACGAUAACAACGACCACAUCGCUACUACUACCCUACUACAAGAUUGGGUUUAGAAUCCAAAUCGUAAAUCACGCGGCCUCAGCGCGUAAAUCUUCCGACUUUACCCUCUUUAAGUCCGAGUUAAAUUCCACUUAAUUGAGUUGACAGAAGUGUCAACGUAAGCGGGGUGGGUUUAACACAGGCCUUCUUCCUCUGUCGCUUUCUCCACCCAAGUUCACAAUCCGACUCUUCCCGUAUAUAAAGGGUUUGCAUUUGCGAUGCUAACCAGUCUAUUCUUCACCUGUUAUUGACCCCGGUACGAGACCGACUGGAUCAGCCACUGAAUUCACGCUCUACUCGAAAGUGCCAUGACCUUGAUUUAUCCGAAGUCCGAACAAGCUUCACUGGCAUCGCUGCUCUAGACGCGUCCGGGCACGUCUGAACAUGCCGAAUUUCGUACAGUCACGUCUGGUACCAAAUAGCGUGAGUUUUUCCCGACGUAUCAGCAGUGUUCCUCGAGCGCUCUGACUCACCACUUCAGCCACUAUCGUCCAGAAUCUCUUCCGGCCACUCUCUCCGAUUGCUCUCAUAUUUGUCAAGAACGAUCACGGCACCUGAAUUCUCAUUUGCAGUGGAUUCUCCGUCUCAUAUUCUAUCGCAGUCUGUUCUGCACACAUUUAAAGGAAAAUCAGAAAAAAAUUGGACUAUUUUGUGAAAAUCUGACAUGAAUUUUCCAGGAUUUAUAUUUGAUUCUCACGACAAUGUUGUUACAUACAUUGAUGGAGCUUGUCCGUUUAAUGGCUAUCCGCAUGCUAAGGGAGGGAUAGGUGUAUGGUUCGGCGACGAUCAUCCCUUAAACGUGAGCGAGCCAUUGGAUCGCGAAGGAUUUCCUCCCACCAACCAGGUGGCGGAAAUUAAAGCCUGCAUCAGAGCUUGUCAAAUCUUAAAAGAUUUUGGCUUUAGACGCGUGUCAUUUUACACAGAUUCGCAAUAUCUAAUAGAUUCAAUGACCAACUGGAUCUACAAAUGGCUCAAUAACGGCUGGUUAAAAUCUGACGGAACACCGCUAAAGCAUAAGCAUUAUUACCAGGAGCUGCUUGAUUUAAUAGAUAAUUUUAAAGUUAACUGGGUACACAUUCCAUCGGCGGAGAACAAAGCCGACCGUUUGGCAAAGAAAGGCGCCGAAAAAUAUUGAAGAACGACUCUCUCUGAGCUGGCUCUUAUUUUGUUUCUCUGAAAUCUCAAAGACUGUCAUGCUAGACAUGCAAAAAUUCAAUAAAUAAACUCAAUGGUUUACAUUUA
Daphnia pulex (common water flea) is the source of this 4792-nucleotide messenger RNA. RefSeq lists its product as uncharacterized. The record is from RefSeq and is a predicted model, not a curated record. Gene Ontology annotation, cellular component: neuron projection membrane. Lineage: Eukaryota; Metazoa; Arthropoda; Branchiopoda; Diplostraca; Daphniidae. The transcript is spliced from 16 exons. Gene Ontology annotation, biological process: synapse organization. Bases 696 to 1970 code for a protein of 424 amino acids.